Messenger RNA from Insectozyma verbasci, 1251 nucleotides. The record is from the annotation of a GenBank genome assembly. Lineage: Eukaryota; Fungi; Ascomycota; Pichiomycetes; Serinales; Debaryomycetaceae.
AUGGCUCGUCGCUCUUAUAUUGUAUUAGCGUUAGAAUCUUCAUGUGAUGAUUCAUGUGUCGCUUUAUUAGAUAAAUUUUCACCAGUUAAACCGCCUAGAAUAAUAGAUCAUUUUAAAAAAACAUUAAAUUCAGCAGACCUAGGUGGUAUAGUACCCACAGAAGCUUAUAAAUAUCAUAUGUCAACUAUCUCAAAACUAACUAAUGAAUUAUUGUUGAAACAUAAUUUAAAUUCAAAAAAUCCCCCCGAUUUAAUCUGCGUAACGCGAGGUCCAGGUAUGUCAGGUAGUCUAAGUUCUUCAACCGAAUUUGCUAAAGGACUAAGUGUAGCUUGGAACGUUCCAUUAGUUGGUGUUCAUCAUAUGUUGGGUCAUUUAUUAACUGCUUUUUUAUCAAAAUCAAAUCAACCAAAAUUAGGUCCUCCCAACUAUCCAUUUUUAAGUUUACUUUGUUCUGGAGGUCACACAAUGUUAGUAUUAUCUAAGAGUUUAAUAGAUCAUGAAAUUAUAAUAAAUACGAAUGAUAUUGCAGUUGGUGAUUCAUUGGAUAAAUGUGCUCGAGAAUUAGGCUUAUAUGGGAACAUGUUAGGCAAAGAACUAGAGAUGUUUAUAGACAAUUUCACACCUGAAGAAAAAGAAGAGUUUGGACACAUAGAUGUUGAUUCAAAAGUAUCAAAUAAAUACAAUUUUACAAUUAAGCUACCUUAUUUGACUCCCAAACACGGUCAACAUGGUAAUAAUUUAAAAUUCAGUUUUGCUCAAUUUUUAAGUAAUAUAUUAGGUUACAAGAAGGAAAACAAAAUUGAUGAAACAACUCGAAAGUUUAUCGCUUUUAAAACUCAAGAGUUUAUCUUUGAUCAUAUGGUCGAUCGCAUCAAUAAAUCUUUUAAAUUGCAUGGUAAUGAAUUCAAAAGUGAUGGAAAAUUUAUUGGAGUUAAGGAUUUUGUAUGCUCUGGUGGUGUUGCUGCAAAUCAAACUUUAAGAAAUAAAUUAUCAAACAAUUUAAAGGGUGAUUUAAUUGAUACUGAAUCUUUAACUUUUCAUUUCCCUGAUUUAGCACUUUGUACUGAUAAUGCAGUAAUGAUUGGAUUAGCAGGAAUUGAAAUAUUUGAAAAACUAAAAUUAAAAACUGAUUUAAGUUUUACACCAAUUAGAAAAUGGCCAAUAAAUGAGUUAUUGAAAGCAGAUGGUUGGAUUAAAGUAGAAGAUGAGGAAAUCAAUAGAGUAAAUAGAGUAAAUACAGUUUGUAAAUAG